This is a messenger RNA of Durusdinium trenchii, 2484 nucleotides long. The record is from the annotation of a GenBank genome assembly. NCBI's taxonomy places the organism in Eukaryota, Dinophyceae, Suessiales, Symbiodiniaceae.
AUGGUGGCGAUCAGCAUCAUCACGAUCAGCAAGGAGCUGAUGCUCGCCUGUCGACAGCUGGGCCACGUGGUCUCGGAGGCCUUGGCCGCGCUGGUGGCCGCCACAGUGAUGAACACAGGUUCCGGCGGUGGGUUUUUCUCCGAGAAGCCCAUCGAUGAGAACGAUGCCAAGACGGUGGUUGAAGAAGCCGCCAAGAAGAUCCUCUCCAAGGAGAGACCUGGGAUCUCCACCCUACGGCUGCAGGCCGACUAUGAGGUGGCCUUUCAGGACCUGGAGAAGGCCAAUCAGAAGCACCUGUCCGACGCCAAGGCUGCGGAAGAGAAGACCUUGGCCUGGAUCUCCAAGUUCACUGCGAAGUUCGAUGAGGACUUCGAUACCUUGACCAGCCUCUACAAGAAGAUCUACCACUUCCUGCUUUUGAGGUGUACCAGCCCAACAGGGGAGGCUAAGCCGCCAAAAGACAUGGCGGUCGAGCGGGAGGUGGCAGCGGCUCUGGAGUCCGUCUUUCCCCGCGUUGGGCUCCGGUCCUUCGUGGCGCUCACGGGCGCGGAAAAGGCGGCGCAGCUCCAGGAGCUCACGGGCAUAGUCCUGGGCAUCCGACUCUUCAACAUGCACCAGCACAAGGGGGGAGCUGGCUUGCCUUCGGUGGAUGUCAAGCUGGACAGUGAUGAGUUGCUGGAGAUGCUCACCCGAGAGUCCGAGGAGGUCACAGAGAUCUGCCAGGACUUCUCAGAUCUUCUAGUGGCCUCUUCCAGUGCCAUGCGCGCCAAACAGCUGGAAAGCUUAGUCGAUGACAAGGAGGUCCAACGAUCUCAACGGGACCUCCUUUACCACCGACAGUACUUGUGCUACCUCUUGAACCUUCAAGAGGACGUGGCAUCGAGCUUGGAGAAGCUGCGGAAGGGACAGGCGCAGCUCAAGGAGGAGCUCUUGGACUUGGAAGCCUUGGUGGGUGGCCGCGUCUCAGUUCCCAAGGAGCAGGUCUAUCCGCGUUUCGACGCCCUAGCCCGGUGCUAUCGGUCAGCCUGGAAAGAGGUGCAGACCUUGGAGUCGAGGGCCAAGUUGCACAGUGUUCUGCGAGAGCUACGACAACGCUAUUGGCCUCAGAUCUCCGCCAACGGGAAGGUGGCACUGCAGAAGGCGGACCUCCGGGGAAGCUUCUUCGACGAGAACCGCGAGGAUCCAGUGGACUUGGAUUCCAUCCCGGGACCUGAUGCAGCUCAGGAUCCCACCGUGGCAGUGAGACUCACAGUGGAAAACUACGAGAGUUUCUUGAAUUUGCCGUUGGAUUUCCAAGGGUUUUGUGUGCAGAGCCUGGUCGCGCGGAAGGGUUUGCUCGUGCCUGGCAAUCCAGCUCUGGGCGUUGUGAGGUAUGCUGGAAGAUACUGUGUAUUCUCUUCAGAGCGCGCCAUGGCGGAGUUCUGCACCGAGCCCGACCGCUGCUUCGGCAGCAUCCGCGAGGCCUGCUAUCGACAACCUGAGCUGAUCCACCUCCUGCGCGUGCACGAGGACUUCCCUCGCUCCUCUUUGCAAGCGAUCUUGGAGAUGAUGUCUGGUCAGGAGUCGGUGAUGUUGGCGGAUGUGGCCUGUGAGACCCCCUUGCACUUUCAGGAGCAAGCCGUCUGGAGACGUACCGUAGCGGGCUUUCCAGAGCAAAAACCGGUGCGCUUCAAGGGCGGCCCCAUGGUGCGGGAGGCGACGGCGCCACGGGGCGAGGAGCAGGCCUUCUUAGCCAAAGAGGGAUCCUCGCUACAGCUUCCUCAAGUGCUGUCGGAAGUGAUCAAAUCGCUGGAAUGGCUGCAGUUGUUUCUGAGUGUGACUGCUGCCAUCUACCCUUGGAUUUUGCCACUGUUGCAACAGGCCUCUUGGGCUCACACCUGCGUGACUCAGACCCACGAUGGAGAAGUCUAUGCAUAUCCCCACUGCAUCUACUACGUCGAGUGGGCCUGGCUCCGGAAGAUCUUGGAGUUCCUCCAUCUCCACGUCUGGGUGGAGAGCGGCGUCAGCGUCUCGGACUACAUCGCCAACGCCCAGGCGACGGGCGGAAUGGGCACUGUGAACUUCUGGCCAUGUAUGCACUUGUUCCUUCCCAGCCGGUGGGUGAAUAGCUGGGCGGCCUAUGUAUCGCUCAUGGUUUUUGAGGUCUUCUUCGGCCUCUUCUUGAUGAACCCCGUGACACGCGGCUUUUGUACGCACUCUUUUGUGGUCUCCAUCUUUUGCCAAGCCGGCAUUGCCCACAUGACAGUGAUGCUCGGGCAAUUGGAUCAUUUGGAGCCGUGGAGGCAGAGGCUCUGCCGGAUCUGUGCCUAUGGUGCCAACAUCGGUUUACUGGGAGUGAUCGUCACUGGGGUCACUUGCCUGUUCACCAAUUGGCUUGGUACGAACAUGCCUUUCUUGUUUUGGACCUGCGAGUCCCUGGGUCUUAGCUCGAUGUCGCUCUUCGCCCUCUUUUGGAAGAGCAAUGUGACGUCUUCGACCGCGUGA